CAAGUACCAGUAGUAUCGCUAUUCGCUUGUAAAGUACUGUUAUAGACUAUAGUCAAUAGUAGUAUCAAUUUGUAUAGUGAUUAUAUCAUUUUGCUACAUUUUUUUAAAAAAAUUCUAUCCAAUAUUGGAAGAAAUGGCGGUACGCAGAGCAAGUCAUGCUGGAAGCUGGUAUUCUGACUCCGCAAAAGAACUUAACAAUCAACUAGAGAAUUGGUUAGGAGCAGCCGAUCUUACACAUGGACCUGCCAGAGCCAUUAUAGCUCCUCACGCUGGUUAUCAAUAUUGUGGAGCAUGUGCAGCAUUUGCUUAUCGUCAAAUAAGUCCAUUUGUGGUCCAACGAAUUUUUAUAUUGGGUCCUUCUCACAAUGUUCGUCUCUCUGGGUGUGCUUUGUCAAGUGCUGUAAAAUACAGAACACCGUUCUAUGAUUUACAAAUAGAUAGUGAAGUUUAUGAAGAACUUGAAUCAACUGGGAAAUUUGAGCGAAUGAGCUUGAAAGUAGAUGAAGACGAACACAGCAUGGAAAUGCAAUUACCAUAUAUUGCCAAAGUGAUGCAAGAUUACAAGGAUAAAUUCACCAUUGUGCCAGUAAUGGUUGGCUCAUUAAGCACAGACAAAGAAGCACUGUAUGGACAAAUUUUUUCAAAAUAUUUGGCAGACCCGACUAAUUUAUUUGUGAUUUCCUCUGACUUUUGCCAUUGGGGUCAACGUUUUCGUUACACUUUUUACGAACGUUCUUGGGGCGAGAUUCAUCGAUGUAUUGAAACAUUAGAUCACAAGGGCAUGGAAAUUAUUGAAACUUUAAAGCCAGCAGCAUUUGUCGAAUAUUUGAAGACUUAUUCAAACACUAUAUGUGGCAGACAUCCCAUUAGCGUUUUAUUACAGGCUGCCAGCCAUCUACAAAAGUCUUCAUCUAAUCAGCAAAAUAUGAUACUCAAAUUUCUCAAGUACGCCCAAUCAAGUCAAUGCUACAACAUGAGUGAUUCUUCUGUGAGUUACGCAUCUGCUUCGCUCAUAUUUGAAUAGCAAUAUUCAAUUAUUAACUUGUGAUGCAAUUUUAGAUUCAUAAAAUAAAUGUAUAUAAGUUUUUAAUAAUCAUUUACGGUGAAAAAACAAAUGUAUUUUAAUCGUUGUAAAAAAUGAUUUAAGUAUCACUUUACAAAUGUUUUUCAUGGUAAAAUCUAAAAAUCAAUAUUUUUUUUACUUAAAAAUUUGUAUUUGUUUAUAUAACUACUAUAAAACAAUGGGAAAAGGUAUUAUGACUGAUCAUUAGGUAAAAUAUAUAUAUAUAUAAUAUAAAUUAAGAAACAAUAAUUAUAAAUAAACUCAUUAAAAGCUCAAUUUUCUGUUUCAA
Molecule: messenger RNA, 1352 nt
Organism: Adelges cooleyi (spruce gall adelgid)
Lineage: Eukaryota; Metazoa; Arthropoda; Insecta; Hemiptera; Adelgidae
Product: protein MEMO1
Exons: 8
Coding region: 134-1024 (296 amino acids)
Source: RefSeq, a predicted model, not a curated record